AUGCACGCGCUGGUGAACGCCUUCCUCCGCUGCCUCUCCCUGCUGCUGCCUCCCUCCUGGCUCAGUGUCAGCUGGUGGGUUGGCAGCGAGCAGACGCCGCCGCGGCCCAAUCGCAGAGCUCGGUUCAGAAGCACAAAGCUUCUUACAUAUGAGGAAGUGGAGGCAGUGGAACGAGCACACGGAGGCUGCGUCUCGCUGGCUGCGACAAGCCCCGUUUCUCCUCAGGGCCCAGCGGCGGGACUGAUCUGGAUCGGGGGUGUUUGGCGAGCCGUGGAGCGCGUCUUCGGAGCGCCGUGGGUCCUUCUCCGCCAUCACUGGUGCUCGACCGAGGCUCGCGCAGCUUUCGGCGUCUCGGUUUGUGCUUUCCAAGCGAGCCGGAGAGGGGGGAUCGCCGAGACCGGGGACACCUUCACAGACUUGGCGAACAUGAGCGAGACCGUGGGGAUCCCCGACCUCAACCCGGUGGCGUUCCCUUCCGACGCGUCGGCGCAGCGCGGCGUCGAUGAGGUCAUCACCGUGGAUCAGCUCACGCCGGAGCUCGGGACCGUCACCAUCACAGUGGCCAUCCAGGCGGCGGAGGACGAGGAGCCGGAGGAAGUGUCUUCCAACAACAUCGACUUCCUCGGCGGCAGCUGCAGCGAGGACGAGUUCGGGAAACACGACAAGUCCAGUGGUGCCGGAACCAGCGGAGGGGAGUUGGAGGAGGAGAGCUGGCAGCCUCCAGACGCUGAGCUCAUCCAGAAGCUGGUCACUCAGAUCGAGUACUACCUGUCUGAUGAGAACCUGGAACAUGACGCUUUCCUGCUCAAGCAUGUGCGACGCAACAAACUGGGCUUCGUCAGUGUCAAGCUGCUGACCUCCUUUAAGAAGGUGAAACACUUGACUCGUGACUGGAGAACCACCGCUUACGCCCUGAGACACUCGAAGAUCCUCGAGCUGAACGAUGAGGGGAGGAAGGUGCGACGCAAGUCCGCAGUGCCUGUGUUCGCCAGCGAGUCACUGCCAAGUCGCAUGCUGCUGUUAAGCGAUCUGCGGCGGUGGCCUGAGCUGGCGACUCUCACCGAGGGCUCCAAGGAGAACGGGAGCAGCGAAGGAGGAGCCACUCAGCAGGAGCAGCUGAUGAAGCUCCUGCUGAAAGCCUUCGGGACGUACGGAGCUAUAGCAUCCGUCAGAGUCCUCAAACCUGGGAAGGACCUGCCAGCUGAUCUGAAGAGGCUGAGUGGCCGCUACACCCAGCUGGGCUUGGAGGAGUGCGCCAUUGUGGAGUUCGAGGAGGUCGAGGCAGCUGUCAAAGCCAACGAGGCGGUGGGAGGGGAGGAGGGGGGCUCAAGCCUCCUGGGCUUAAAAGUGGUCCUGAUCGGCACCAAGCCUCCGAAGAAGAAAGUGGCCAAGGAGAGACCACGGGAGGAUGGCGGGAUGCGCAAAAGCCGCUCGCUGAACAGCAGAAUACGGGAGCUCCAGUAUCAUGGCGACGACUCGGCGUGCAGCUCCUCAGAGACGGAGAGCACGCCGACGUCCCCCCGGCUGGCCAGGAAGUCCCAGUCCUGCAACAAGCUCAGCCCCACCUCUGCUGGCAUUAGCUUCCAGAACAAUCACCUCAGCCCGAGUAUGUCUCCGCGCAACAGCCCCUGGUCCAGUCCUCGCGCCAGCCCUUGUCCUCAGCGCAAAACCCCCCACUCCCACAAGUCCCCCUUAGCCAGUGAGGGCAGACUGAGCCCGGAGCCGGGACGCCGCUGGGCUGACUACUCCUCAGACAGCAGUCUCACCCCUUCAGGGAGCCCAUGGGUGCAGCGGCGCAAGCAGGUGGCGUCGCAGGAGAGCAGCCCGGUUGGCAGUCCCAUGCUGGGGAGGAAAAUGCAGAAUGCAGACGGUCUGCCACCGGGUGUGAUGAGGCUCCCGAGGGGUCCAGACGGAACCCGAGGAUUUCACUGUGUCACGGUGGGAGAGAGGGGGAAGAGCGCUGCCACCCAGACUUGACCUGUGGGGGGGAGGAGCCUCGCACGUCAAACGGAACCAGAGCUCAGCCGCCACCUUACGUUAAAGACAUUUUUCAGUGCAUCCUUCAGUCUUUAUUAUAUUUUUUUAUACGGUAUGUUGAGUUAAUGUAAGUUAUGAGUGAUGGCAGGUUAAAAAAAAAAAAGCCCAUGUCUCCAUUAACCUUCAGGUUAGAAAAUAAUUUUGUUUUAAUUGCAAAGUGUCUUCAUGUCCUAGUAUGGACAAGCGUUGGUGGUGUUUAGGGACAAAGUCAGUGACAUCAUGCUGCCCCUUGACAGCACCUGUGAUAGUUUGUGUUCCUCCCACCGACGCACUGUCACUCCACUGCCAUGGCACCUGCUUACUUUUCGUUCUGCCUUGUUUUAAAUGGCAUUUUCUACAAUAUAGUUUGGCACUUGAUGUAAGAGAAGUCGCUUCUAAUGAGUUGUUUGUUGAGCAAAAAGCUAGUUUUUAGUUCUUUUAUUUAUUUUUUUAAACAUUUCUUUUUAGUUCUGAUGUUGGGGCUUUGCUGGAUUUCGGGCAAGGGCUGAAAAGAUGUUACGUUCUUUACUUUACACCUGAGCUGAGGAGUGUGUUCAGAGGCUUGUACAAAUAAAGCACUGGCAUUGCAAA
Messenger RNA from Synchiropus splendidus (mandarinfish), 2607 nucleotides. RefSeq names its product La ribonucleoprotein 6, translational regulator a (gene larp6a). Bases 1 to 1977 code for a protein of 658 amino acids. The record is from RefSeq and is a predicted model, not a curated record. Gene Ontology annotation, biological process: RNA processing. Gene Ontology annotation, cellular component: nucleus. The transcript is spliced from 3 exons. Gene Ontology annotation, molecular function: mRNA binding. Lineage: Eukaryota; Metazoa; Chordata; Actinopteri; Syngnathiformes; Callionymidae.